Desarmillaria tabescens is the source of this 306-nucleotide messenger RNA. RefSeq lists its product as uncharacterized. The transcript is spliced from 2 exons. The record is from RefSeq and is a predicted model, not a curated record. Bases 1 to 306 code for a protein of 101 amino acids. NCBI's taxonomy places the organism in Eukaryota, Fungi, Basidiomycota, Agaricomycetes, Agaricales, Physalacriaceae.
AUGUACUGGGGUGCAGCCAAGUACCACUACCGCAGUUCUCCUCGGACAACCAACAUCGAUGAAAUGGAGAAAAACAUGAUAGCAUGCCUUGAUGAUGUUCCGCACUUACAGAUCAUUCGCUAUGCCAAUCGCUCUGCCCGUUUCAUUUCAGCAUAUUAUUAUGGACUUAGUGGUGUGGAUGCAGUUUGGGCUGCCAGAAAGUAUGCUGGACAUAGGAUUCUCCCUCUGGACAUACUUGCAGAUAUAAGGGAGUUUGUUGAGAGUCGGGAACGGUCUCAAAGGGAGCGAGAGGCAGCGAGAAAGUAA